AUGUCUCUUGAAGACAUUGUCAAAUCUCUUGCCACUAGUACCCAACAAUUCCGAAAGGAGACAAGGACUAGUAUCUCCAACCUUGAAGCACAAAUGGGAGAUAUAGUAACAUCUGUAAGCAAGUUGGAGUCCCGUGGCAAAUUACCUUCUCCAACCGAAAAGAAUCCUAAUGUCAAUAUAAUGACAUUGAGAAGUGGUAACCAAACCGGAGAGAGUAGUUUACAGAGGAAGUCAAGCGAAGAUGAGGAAGAAAUAGAGAUCACUCCCAUUGAGGAUACUAUUAUCAAGAAUGAUACGCAAGUUGGAUUUCCAAAGAAGACUACCCCUCUAGUGACUCCAAUAGCCACUCAACCACCAUUCCCCUACCAACUUGCAACCUCAAAGAAGAAUGUGGAGGAGAAGGAGAUCUUGGUCACCUUCCAAAAAGGUGAAAGGGAUGUCACUUUUAGUAGCGCCGUGAUCGAUCUCGGUGUCAUGCCCUAUUCAUUAAAUGAAUCGUUGAAUAUGGAUCACUUAAGUGAAAUAGGUGUCAUAACUUCUCUUGCGGAUAAAUCAACUGCUUUUCCUAGAAGAUGUUUUGGUGCAAGUGAACCAAUUGGUCUUCACGAUGGAUUCUAUGUAAUUGAUUUAAAAGAACAAGUCUCCUCCAAAUCGGCUCCAAUUUUUCUUGGGAAACCAUUUUUGAAGACGGAUAGAACAAAAAUCGAUGUGUAUGCGGGAAGUUUAACAAUGGAGUUUGAUGGUGAAACAAUAAGCUUUAACAUCUAUGAUGCUAUGAGAUAUGCUAGUGAUGUUCUAUACUUGUAUUUUGUUGAUGUUGUUGAACCACUAACCUAA
Messenger RNA from Lactuca sativa (garden lettuce), 837 nucleotides. RefSeq lists its product as uncharacterized. Lineage: Eukaryota; Viridiplantae; Streptophyta; Magnoliopsida; Asterales; Asteraceae. The record is from RefSeq and is a predicted model, not a curated record.